Trichoplusia ni (cabbage looper) is the source of this 882-nucleotide messenger RNA. RefSeq lists its product as uncharacterized. NCBI's taxonomy places the organism in Eukaryota, Metazoa, Arthropoda, Insecta, Lepidoptera, Noctuidae. The transcript has a single exon. The record is from RefSeq and is a predicted model, not a curated record. Gene Ontology annotation, molecular function: nucleic acid binding. The coding region runs from base 1 to 882 and encodes 293 amino acids.
AUGGAGCGUCAUGAUAUUGCCCUUGCUCGAUGCGAGUUUUUGAGAAAAGCUAAAGAAAUAAAAGACUGGUCAAAAGUUGUGUUCACCAAUGAAACCUGUCUCAAUGCCAGCCAUAGAGUAUCAAAAUCAUCGACUGAUGAUAAUGCUGCAUCCACAACAGCUGUACCUGUAGGCAAAGGUGAAGAACGACUUAUCAUUUGUCAUGCAGGAACAGCUAAAGGAUUCGUGGACGAUGCUCUUCUUGCGUUCAAAUCGAAAUACACAGGCGACUAUCGUAAAGAAAUUAAUGAAGAAGUGUAUGAAAAUUGGUUCAGGAAACUAUUGUUUUCACUCAAGGAACCAUCAACUGUAUUACUUGAUAAUGCACCCUACCAUUCGCGUCAAAUUAAUCGAGUUCCAAAUAAUUCAAAUAAAAAGGAAGAAAUUAUUAACUGGCUUUGUGCUAAUGGCAAGCAUGUGGAUGACUCAUACUUAAGGGUAGAGUUGCUAAAAAUGGUUAAUGACAAUAGACCACAAAAAAGGUAUGUCAUUGAUGAAAUGGCAGCUGAAUGUGGACAUACUGUUCUUAGAGUUCCACCCUAUCAUUCAUCAUACAAUGCUAUUGAACACAUUUGGGCACAAGUAAAAGAAAGUGCUGCAAGAAAGAACACUACGCCACCUUAUACAGGAAACAAAAUGAUGCAGCUUGUUAUUAACGCAUGUGGUGAGGUGACAGCUAAAAAUUGGGAGAGUGUAGUUGCGAAAACAAAAAACACAAUAUUUUCUGACUGGGAACGUGAAGUCACCUUUGACCAAAUGGAACAGGAACCAAUCAUUGAUACACAGGACACUAGUGAUGAUGAGUCCAGUUUUUAUGAAGAAUCUGACAGUUCAUCAGAAUAA